Molecule: messenger RNA, 439 nt
Organism: Moneuplotes crassus
Lineage: Eukaryota; Ciliophora; Spirotrichea; Euplotida; Euplotidae
Source: the annotation of a GenBank genome assembly
UUCAAGAGGGAAGGGAAUUUAGGGAAUUUUGAUGGAGAGAAGGGAAUUAUACAGGGAAUUUAGGGAUGGUAGAAGAUUUGGUUAGGGAGAUAAAGCAAAUUUGUUUUGAAGGUGUUUGAAGCUGUAAUUGGUAUGAUGGAAUUUUAUGUUAAUCGGAUAUUAGCUAGAGAAGUUCUGGAAUUUUGUAUAAGGCAGUUUAGAGAUCAAUUACAUUUGUUUGUUCAGUUUUUACCUAAAAGCAUUCUAAAUGUAUCGUUUAAUUAUUUUUCUUCUUAUUUCCAAUAUGUUAUCAUUAUUUUUUAUUAAUAGUUAUCUGUAGCCUCCAAAAUAUUAAAUAUUUUAUCAUACCUACCUCAUAUACUAAAAUACCGAUCUGUAGCUUUAGAAAUUCUGAUAGAGUCUCUAACAAAAUUGACUCCCAAAUAUAAAUUUCCAAAUG